UCAAAUCAUCGCAAACGGUGUCAGUGUUUGCGACCCAACCGUCCCAACAGUCAGUGGCUCUUCAGUCGCCUUACAGUGGGAACCAAAUGCGGAAUCCAUCCCGACUUCAAUGAACUGAUCCAUUGCUGCGAUCGAGUGCUCGACGAACUCGAAGGCGAUUCCGUCAAAAGGCGGUACUUCUAUAUCACACUCUUGAGGGAUCCCAUCACGAGAUUCAUCUCAGAGUACAACCACUUCCGAACCCAAGAGCUUAACGGGAAGGCGUCUCGUCAUUGGUGUGGCGGUCAGGAAGUGAUGCAAAUGCCUGACUGCGAGUUCGGCGCCGAUGUGUCGAUCGAUGAGUUCAUGGAUUGCCACCAAAACUUAGCCAUCAAUAGACAGACGCGAAUGUUGUCUGAUUUGGCACUCGUUGGCUGUUAUAACUCGUCGUAUAUGUCAUCAGAGGAACGGCAUGUCGUGAUGUUGAGGAGCGCUCAAAACAAUUUGCAUAAAAUGGCUUUCUUUGGACUCAACGAAUUCCCCCGAAUAUCACAACAUCUCUUCGAAGAGACCUUUGAUCUCGUCUUU
This is a messenger RNA of Oppiella nova, 567 nucleotides long. NCBI's taxonomy places the organism in Eukaryota, Metazoa, Arthropoda, Arachnida, Sarcoptiformes, Oppiidae. The record is from the annotation of a GenBank genome assembly.